Kogia breviceps (pygmy sperm whale) is the source of this 1658-nucleotide messenger RNA. It is a transcript of the gene NEIL1, whose product is annotated as nei like DNA glycosylase 1. The record is from RefSeq and is a predicted model, not a curated record. Lineage: Eukaryota; Metazoa; Chordata; Mammalia; Artiodactyla; Physeteridae. Gene Ontology annotation, biological process: base-excision repair. Gene Ontology annotation, cellular component: nucleus. Gene Ontology annotation, molecular function: damaged DNA binding; zinc ion binding; DNA N-glycosylase activity.
GGGUUGUGGAGCAGGGGCUGUGGCCAAGCCAGCUGAUUUCCUGCCAAUUAUCAGUUGACCAUGGCCCCCUCUGACCCUCUGAAAACUGGGAGUGAUAAUUGCUACCUCACUGGAUGCACACCUGGCCCAACCUGCUGUCAUCCUCCCCUACAGGGCCUGGCCACCCUUCCCACAGAAUGCCUGAGGGCCCUGAGCUGCAUCUGGCCAGCCACUUUGUGAACAAGGCAUGCAGGGAGCUGGUGUUUGGCGGGUGUGUGGAGAAGUCACCUGUCAGCCGCAACCCUGAGGUGCCCUUUGAGAGCAGCGCCUACCACAUCUCAGCUUUAGCCCGAGGCAAGGAGCUGCGCCUGACACUGAGCCCCCUGCCUGGGGCCCAGCCCCCACGGGGGCCACUGGCCCUUGUCUUCCGCUUUGGCAUGACCGGCUCCUUCCAGCUGGUGCCCAGCGAUGCGCUGCCACCCCAUGCUCAUCUGCGCUUUUACACGGCUCCCCCUGGCCCCAGACUUGCCCUCUGCUUCGUGGACAUCCGUCGCUUUGGCCACUGGGACCUCGGGGGCAAGUGGCAGCCAGGCCGCGGGCCGUGUGUCUUGCUGGAGUACGAGCAGUUCAGGGAGAAUGUGUUACGAAACCUAGCAGACAAGGCCUUUGACCGGCCCAUUUGUGAGGCCCUCUUGGACCAGAGGUUCUUCAAUGGCAUUGGCAACUAUCUGCGGGCAGAGAUCCUAUACCGGCUGAGGAUACCCCCCUUCGAGAAGGCCCGCACGGUUCUGGAGGCACUGCAGCAGCACAGGCCGAGCCCGGAGCUGACCCUGAGCCAGAAGAUCAGGGCCAAGCUGCAGAACCCAGACUUGCUGGAGCUGUGCCACUCAGUGCCCAAGGAAGUGGUCCAGCUGGGAGGCAAAGGCUAUGGGCCGGAGAGCACGGAGGAGGACUUUGCUGCCUUUCGAGCCUGGCUGCAGUGUUAUGGCACGCCGGGCAUGAGCUCCCUGCGGGACCGGCAUGGCCGCACCAUCUGGUUCCAGGGGGAUCCUGGACCCUUGGCACCCAAAGUCCCCACUCCAACCCUUGGAGGCACUCCAGAGUGGGAGCAUGGGAAUCUAGAGGAAGGGGGCCGCGGCCACAAGAUCCUCCAACCCCAUCAGCAACAGUAUCCUGCAGGGGGAAAGUCCCGCAAGAAGAAAUCCAAGGGAGCACAGCGGGGUCCUGAGGACCAAGUGGAGGACCCUCCACCUCCAAACAAGGCCCCUUCAAGGACACAAAGGGCACGGAGAGGCCUCCCUGAGCAGACUGCGGCCCAGCAGCCCAAGGGGACCAGCCUCCAACGGGACCCAGAAGCCCCCUGUGUCCCUGAGAAAGGGAAGAGGAGGAGGCAACCAGCGACCUCAGGCCGCCGUAGACCCCAAAAGAUCAAGGCUGACACACCAUCCUUGGAGCCUGAGGAGACCUCAGCCUCUUAGCAGGAGGGUCUCCUUGCUUGCAUCCACCCCUGCCUGCUGCCCUGGAUCUGGCCUGUGCGGCUUCCUGGAAGUUGCAGGGGACUGGCUGCCCCUGGCCUUGUGGCCAUUCCCUAUACAACUAUGAUGUUUUUAAUUGUACCCACUGUCCCCAUUUUUUAAGCCCACGUGAAAAAGUCUGUAAUUUUUAGUAAAGUGAUAAAC